AUGUUUUCCUCUGCGGUCUUCACUAGUGGUUUAAAUCCAAGUGUUUCUCUCCUUGCUCGUGUUUAUCUGAAUCUUGGCUCCUGGCAGUGGACACUUUCUCUUGGACUGGCUGACGAAUCCAUAAAAGAUAUACUCGAUGCAUUCUCAAAAGCUACUCAAUAUGCAAAUAAAUGGACCAAAGCUUGGCAUAAAUGGGCAUUGUUCAAUACAGCAGUGAUGUCUCAUUAUACUUUAAGAGGUUUCCCAAACAUUGCAGCACAGUUUGUUGUUGCUGCUGUCACCGGAUACUUUCGUUCUAUAGCAUGUGCAGCAAAUUCGAAAGUUGUUGACGGGAGUUUAUAUGAAGAGAAGGUAGCUCCGAUUAUGUUCUUCAAUCGGUAUCCAGCUCUCAGUAUCCACCUCUCUGUGGAAUCAAUUCUUCUCUAA
Molecule: messenger RNA, 426 nt
Organism: Lathyrus sativus (Indian pea)
Lineage: Eukaryota; Viridiplantae; Streptophyta; Magnoliopsida; Fabales; Fabaceae
Source: the annotation of a GenBank genome assembly